AGGGGUUGAGUCACAGGCAGGAGCGCCUCCCCUGGACAGGAUGGUUUCGUUUCCCCUUCCCGGGUUUCCCGUCGCCACUCGGUGCCUCUCUCUGCUCGCAGCCGGAGUCCUUACUGCGAUCCGUGUGUAACCUCCGUCCGCGCCGAUUCCUCCAGGUUAUAAGACAUGGACCGCCUCACUGCAGCAAACAGUGCCUUUGCCCUCAAUCUGUUCAAGAAGCUGAGUCAAAAUGAUAAUACAGCAAACGUGUUUUAUUCUCCUUUGAGCAUAUCUUCUGCUUUGACGAUGGUCUCUCUGGGUGCGGCAGGGAACACUGCAACCCAAAUGGCAAAGGUGCUGUCUGUGACCAACGACGUCGAGUUUCACCAGGGAUACGAGAAACUUAUUUCUGAAAUCAACAAGCCAGGCACCAAGUACUUGCUUAGGCUAGCCAACAGGCUAUUUGGAGAAACAUCCUAUGAGUUUAUUCCAUCAUUUGUAGACUCCAGCCAGAAAUUCUAUCGAGCAGGUCUAGAGAAACUAGACUUCAUUAAAGCACCAGACGAUUCCAGGAAAUACAUUAACAAUUGGGUGGAAGAACAGACAGCAAGUAAAAUCCAAAAUCUGCUCGCCCCAGGAAUAAUUGACUCCCUUACAAGGCUGGUUUUGGUGAAUGCUAUCUAUUUCAAGGGCAACUGGGCAAAUCAGUUCUGCAAAGAUCACACACAGGAAAGGCCAUUCAGAAUUAGCAAGAAUGAAAGCAAACCGGUGCAGAUGAUGUUCAAGAAAGCUAAAUUCAACAUGACAUACAUAUCGGAACUUCGCACCAAAAUUCUCGAGAUUCCUUAUGUUGAUAACGAGCUCAGCAUGAUCAUCCUGCUUCCUGACGAGAUUGCAGAUAAUUCUACAGGCCUGGAAAAGCUGGAGAGAGAAAUGACCUAUGAGAAACUCAAGGACUGGAUUAACCCUGAGAUGAUGGACCUAACCGAAGUUCAGCUGUCUCUACCCAAAUUUAAACUGGAGGAAAAAUACGACCUGAAGCCUGUUCUGAGCAGCAUGGGAAUGGCUGAGGCAUUCGACCCAAGCAAGGCAGAUUUCUCCAGGAUGUCUCCCAACAAUGACUUGGUUUUGUCUGAGGUUGUUCACAAAUCCUUUGUAGAGGUAAACGAAGAGGGGACUGAGGCUGCUGCUGCUACUGCUGCUGUUAUGAUGCUGCGGUGCGCUAUGAUUGUGCCCUGCGUCACAGCCGACCAUCCCUUUCUCUUCCUCAUCCGGCACAACAAAACACAAAGCCUUCUCUUCUAUGGCAGGUUUUGCUCUCCCUGAACAAUGGAUGUCCUGUAUGUGCAGCACAAACAUUCCCCGCUGCAGCCUGCUGGCAGUAUAUCAAGUUUUCGGUUUCUCAUCCUAUUAUUUCAAAGUUAACAUUGUCUAAUCCCAAUUCUCCACUGCUGUGCCUCUGCUUGCAACAGCUUUCCCCGACACCAUUCAUAUUUGAUUAACGGUUGUGCAUAAGGGGAUCACAUCUCAAAAUGGGCGAACUGUGGCCUUCCUUAAACCCUACUCCUAAUGCACAUUGAUGCAUUGUGCGUGCCUUUAGUAUAUCUUAUUAACUGCACACCUCUUCAUCUUUUGCAUGCUCUUAAUAAAAAUGUAGAGGGCUCAUUUUUAAAAAAAACAGGCAGUUUUGCUGCAAGUGCAAAAAUUUGUGAGGUCCAUUUUGUUCUUGACCUUUAUUUUCACAGGGUACUUCGGGGUGGGGGAGGGGAGGUGGUUUUGUUCUUAAAGAGGUAUUGGCAACCACCAAAAACAGCUCUAUCAAAGGAUAUCUCCUACCAUAUAACCUCAUGUUCAUUUGAUAAACAAACACAAUUGUUUAGUACCAGUUUCUGGCGUUCACACCAGCAUAUAAAUUUAAGAUCUUGGUAACCAAAGUGAAAAUGAAGAGCCUUAUCUAGUUAUUGCAGAGCAGAAAAUGUGCAAUGAUUUCUACAACACACAGAAAAUCUUGGCCUUGCGAAGAAUGCAGUGCGCAAGCGGAAGUAUGAAUCUGAUGUUGGGUCUACAAUGUAUUAUUCUUUGACGUUACAUGCAAAAAAAGUGGUUUGCAGUCAAA
Molecule: messenger RNA, 2095 nt
Organism: Lacerta agilis (Sand lizard)
Lineage: Eukaryota; Metazoa; Chordata; Lepidosauria; Squamata; Lacertidae
Product: serpin B6-like
Exons: 7
Coding region: 166-1305 (379 amino acids)
Biological process (GO): negative regulation of endopeptidase activity
Cellular component (GO): cytoplasm
Molecular function (GO): serine-type endopeptidase inhibitor activity
Source: RefSeq, a predicted model, not a curated record